Molecule: messenger RNA, 1972 nt
Organism: Trifolium pratense (red clover)
Lineage: Eukaryota; Viridiplantae; Streptophyta; Magnoliopsida; Fabales; Fabaceae
Product: UNC93-like protein 3
Exons: 10
Coding region: 330-1673 (447 amino acids)
Biological process (GO): potassium ion homeostasis
Source: RefSeq, a predicted model, not a curated record
CAAACACCGUACAAAAAAAAGAAAGAAGAAUCAAACUCAAAUGAAAUGAAAUGAUACCAAUCACUUUCCAAUCCUUUAUCACAAGAUUCAGAAUCUUCACCUACCACCACAAUUUUUCUUUAACUUCAUCUUAUUACUAUUAUUAUGAUGCAACCUCGUUCACUAAAUUAUCCAAUUAACACUAAUUUUCAACUCUUCUAUGCGUCGUGUUGUGUCUAACGUGCCGGCGAUUUUUCUGUCAACGUCGUGACGCAACCAAUUUGUUAGAUUUUUAUAUAUCUAUCUUUUUAUAAAAAAAAUUCCAUAAACUGGAUCAAGAACUUCAACCAAUGGCUUCCGUCACUAUUCAUCGCGACGAAGAAACGCCAUUGGUUACCGCCGAUGAAUCACCGAUUCAAAUUCAACAACCACCUAAAAGUCACACCAGAGAUGUUCAUAUUUUGAGCUUAGCGUUUUUGUUGAUCUUUCUUGCUUAUGGUGCUGCUCAAAAUUUACAGAGCACUCUUAACACUGAGGAAGAUUUGGGCACGACUUCGCUUGGGAUACUAUAUUUGUCUUUUACAUUUUUUUCUGUGUUUGCUUCUUUGGUGGUGCGGAUUUUAGGAUCCAAGAAUGCUUUGAUUAUUGGUACAUCUGGUUAUUGGUUAUAUGUGGCUGCAAAUUUGAAGCCGAAUUGGUAUACAUUGGUUCCGGCCUCUGUGUAUCUUGGGUUUUGUGCUUCUAUAAUAUGGGUUGGACAGGGGACAUAUCUAACUUCCACUGCACGCAGUCAUGCUAUAGACAACAAUCUCCACGAAGGUGCAGUAAUUGGUGACUUCAACGGGGAAUUCUGGGGUGUGUAUGCACUCCAUCAGUUUAUUGGAAAUCUUAUUACAUUUGCUCUACUCAGUGAUGGGCAGGGGGGAAGUACCAAAGGCACAACUUUAUUGUUUGUGGUAUUCCUUUUCGUUAUGACCUUUGGUGCAAUACUAAUGGGUUUCCUGCAUAAACGGAGUGGUAAUAGUAAAGAAGGGUACAAGGAUUCAGAAGCUGAUGCUGGUGAAUCAAAGUCACUUAAGUCUCUAUGUAAAUCACUCACAAGUGCAUUGUCUGAUGUGAAGAUGUUAUUGAUCAUACCCCUUAUAGCAUAUUCAGGUCUACAACAAGCAUUUGUAUGGGCGGAAUUUACCAAGUAUGUUGUAACUCCAGCAAUUGGUGUUUCUGGUGUUGGUAUUGCAAUGGCAUCAUAUGGAGCUUUUGAUGGAAUAUGUUCUCUGGCUGCUGGUCGUCUCACCUCUGGUCUCACAUCCAUUACAUCAAUAGUUUCUUUUGGAGCUUUUGCUCAGGCGGUUGUACUUAUCUUACUUCUGCUAAAUUUCAGCAUAUCUAGCGGAUUUCUCGGUACUUUAUAUAUACUCUUUUUGGCUGGUUUAUUGGGUGUCGGUGAUGGAGUUCUAAUGACGCAGCUCAAUGCUUUGCUAGGAAUGCUAUUUAAGCAUGACAUGGAAGGGGCUUUUGCACAGCUAAAGAUAUGGCAAAGCGCUACAAUUGCUAUCGUGUUCUUUUUGGCCCCGUACAUUUCGUUCCAAGCAGUUAUCAUUAUCAUGUUGGUUUUACUAUGCUUGUCAUACUGCAGUUUUCUAUGGUUGGCUCUCAAGGUAGGGAAUGCAUCAUCACCUUCCACCAGUGAAUGAAUAUAACGUUUGCUAUACACUCCGUCAUCUUUGUUUUAUGGUCCAGUUUCCUUCAGUUGAUUCAAGUGUAUAAUAUGUGACAGUUAUAAUUUAUCAGUUCAUGUGGCUGUUAGUUAUUUACUGAAGAAUAUUCUGUAUGAGUUGUAUGAGUUAGUAAGAUGUGCACACAAUGAAAGUUCUGUCCACAUACAAAUAAUUUGAGAUUAAGCUUGCAGAAUGAGAACAUUAAGGGUUGAUACUUCAUCCACCAAUUAUUUAAUGUACAUUGUAUUUAAUAUUAAUUAUUGUUUUGGUGAUCA